Molecule: messenger RNA, 946 nt
Organism: Hordeum vulgare subsp. vulgare (domesticated barley)
Lineage: Eukaryota; Viridiplantae; Streptophyta; Magnoliopsida; Poales; Poaceae
Product: non-classical arabinogalactan protein 31-like
Exons: 2
Coding region: 82-684 (200 amino acids)
Source: RefSeq, a predicted model, not a curated record
AGCGUCUCAUCAGUCAGUCACCACCGUCGUCCAACUUUGAAAGUCAGGAGGUAGCUAAGCUAAGCUGAGGGCUAAGUGAAAAUGGUGUCCGUCAGCUUCAAGAUCCACGGAGCCGGGGUGACAACCGUUGCAGUGCUCCUCCUUGGCUCCCUCCUUCUCUUUUCCGAUGCGUCCAUGGACGAGCCGGCUGCUUACAAGCACGUCGCUCCAGCUCCGUCGCCCUUGUCCUACCCCCCGACGCCGGCACCAUCCAAGCCGAUCCACCCGGUGAUCAUCGUCCAGGGCAUCGUCUACUGCAAGUCCUGCAAGCUCCGCGGCUACAACGCCGGCAUGGACGCCUCGCCUCUCCCCAACGCGACGGCGAAGUUGGUGUGCUACGGGAGCAAGGGAGGGUACAGGGUGCUGAACAUGACGAGCACGGCGACGGACGAGAACGGCUACUUCCUGGCCAUGGUGUACGACCUGGCCAUGUUCAGCCGGCGCAGCUGCCGGGUGUACCUCCGCACCUCGCCCACGCCGCUCUGCGACGCGCCCUUCCUCCCGGCCGACGCCUCGCUGGGGAUCGUCCUCAAGAGGGAGGAGGUGAAGCCGUCGUCGCCGGAGGGCGUGCGCGGCGUCUACAGCGCCAGGACCGCGCUCAUGUACGCGCCGCGCAAGGGCGCCAAGUGCCCGGCCUACUACUGAUGAGCGAGGACGGACACGCACGUACGUCGGGAGAUGGACAAGUGUUGUGAGAUCGACGCCGUGGUAUGGUAUGCAGCGAACGUAGUCGGAGGCAAUAAAAAGCAGAGACUGUUUGUCGUCGCGUAGGUCUGGGUCGUUUUAGUUUGUAAUCCAUCGGGUACUGCUUGUGGUUUCAAGUUGAAGUCGUUUCCAUGUUGAUCUGUGUAGGUUUACAUUUUUCAGGCUGCCCUUCUGUCGAAUGAAAAUAGUGUUCGGUCAUCCA